This is a messenger RNA of Sporisorium graminicola, 1008 nucleotides long. RefSeq lists its product as uncharacterized. NCBI's taxonomy places the organism in Eukaryota, Fungi, Basidiomycota, Ustilaginomycetes, Ustilaginales, Ustilaginaceae. The record is from RefSeq and is a predicted model, not a curated record. The transcript is spliced from 2 exons. The coding region runs from base 1 to 1008 and encodes 335 amino acids.
AUGAGUCUGCUCACCGACUUGGCGAGUAGCACUUCGGUGCUGAUCUUUGGUCCUCCUCCUCCUGUUCAAAAGGACCCUCCGCCCAAACCGAUAACUCCCCCGGCGCCAACCUCACCUGCUUCGAUCAAAGCAGCACUGCUUCGACCGAACCUCGGGCUAUCGGAUCUCAAGGCAGAAGAGAAGAUGCUGGCCACCAAAGCAUGUACAAAACACAACGAGUUACCCCUCCCUCCUCCGCCAGAUCCAGAGCAUGGGCAAACAGCGUCGUCAAUUCUGAUCAGCACCGGUGCAUCGGCGAUGAGUUUUCUCGGGAGUGCCGUGCUGAACAUUGGGUCUGCUGCUGUGUCUGCACUCGGCGCGGUGCCAGAGGAAGCCGACGGGAAAGCAUCGCCCUCGAAAGACGUGAAAGUCAAACACACAUCUGCAUCCUCCGCUAAUGCGACGAUGCUGGGCAGCCUGUCGACCGCCCUGCUCACCCACGCAGCUUCGGUGCGCGAUGCAGCCAUCGGAUCGGUCACGAGCUCUGCCGCUUCGCUCGCCUCCACCGCCACACACGUCCUCACCGACGCCGCCACUUCCACGCUCGAUUACGCUACAGGCAGAACCUCAUCUACAUCCACUACGAAUCCACCGGAACCCCGGACCGUACGCCGUGCAGCCACCUUGCCCGUCCAGUUGACAGCUACGGGCGAACCCUUCUCGUCCGACCCCAGCAUCUCGGCCAUGCAGCGCAUCCCCGACCACUCGUGCCCGCCCCGUCAUGCGCUCACUCACUGCUGUUCCGCCCCCGACGUCCUCACUUCUCUCGCUGAAGAGGAGCACGCAGAGUGCACGUGUAAGUGCUACACCGCUAUCGACGCGGAGGACGCAAACGAAAUCGAGGGGUAUUCUUGCAUGUGCCAUGAGAAAUCCGCGUAUGCAAAGGGCCAAUCCGGCCACUUCCAUCGAGUGGAACAACUCGUCAAAGGUACAAAAAGGGUCGUCAGGGAUAUCAAGAAUGUCCUUUGA